Pseudogymnoascus destructans is the source of this 908-nucleotide messenger RNA. RefSeq lists its product as uncharacterized. NCBI's taxonomy places the organism in Eukaryota, Fungi, Ascomycota, Leotiomycetes, Thelebolales, Thelebolaceae. The record is from RefSeq and is a predicted model, not a curated record. The transcript has a single exon. Bases 1 to 336 code for a protein of 111 amino acids.
AUGAAUAAUGUAGACAAUGCCAGCAACAGAGAGUUGGAUGAUGACAAAGUCGAAGGAGGGAGAAUAAUCAGAACCGGGUUUAUGGAAGAUGAAGAAGAAGAGAAGGAGAGAAGGAGAGAAGGAGAGAAGGAGAGAAGGAGAGAAGGAGAGAAGGAGGAGAGGGAAAUAGAGGAGAGAGAAAGAGAAAGAGAAAGAGGAAGAGCGGGGCGGUUUCAAGGGAGCCAGCUGGGACGGAAUAUGUCAGAUGUCAAUGACCGCGGUGGCUACUAUGGAGCGCACACAUAUGAAGUCCACACCACCUCGACCACGCACACCCACACUCGCAUAAACGGCUGAAGGCAACGGCUUUUCUCACAGCAGAUUACCUAUCCGGGGGAAGUACACUCUACUCUGCUCUAUAGCUCAGGAAGUACAAUGAUCUCACUGUUACUCGGCCUAGACCUGGGAAAGACGGCGAAGUGGCACGCAAGAUGGCGUCUUCGAGGGCCAUUCCGAGGGUGUCCGAGGGGGGGGAGAGAGAUCGUGGGAAGUAAGACGUGCUAUGGUGUAUUGUGGGGAAGAGGGGCGAGGGGCGAGGAAGGGGCGUGAAAGGUACUCGGAGGAGAUAUGAGAAACUGAGCCUGAAGGGAAGUACUGGUAGAAGUACCCUUAGUUAGAUUGAAAGGUAAGUGCGCAGUAGACUGAGCGUAGACUGAUUGCGUUCUUUCACUCUUAUUGUAACGAUUCUCACAUUCUCACAUCCACCACCAUCACUACAUAAAGAACGCCCUCUCCCUCAUCACCACCUUCUUUCAAUUUGUAUUCAUUCCCAUCCCAUAUAAAAUACACCCUCUCAGAUAAAAGUACAUAAUUCCAAUCGCCGCCCCCCAAAGUAACUCUCCAUAAAACCCGCGCCCGCUGUGAAAAUA